This is a messenger RNA of Pleuronectes platessa (European plaice), 1932 nucleotides long. RefSeq names its product arrestin domain-containing protein 3. Gene Ontology annotation, biological process: protein transport. The coding region runs from base 295 to 1260 and encodes 321 amino acids. Lineage: Eukaryota; Metazoa; Chordata; Actinopteri; Pleuronectiformes; Pleuronectidae. The transcript has 6 exons. Gene Ontology annotation, cellular component: cytoplasm; plasma membrane. The record is from RefSeq and is a predicted model, not a curated record.
CACUGUUGAUCCACGAUAUCAUUCUCAGGCUACACGGCCGCUGUCUAGAGUUACCUGUGUGAAAGUGACACCUGCAGCUCUCGAUCACGUGAGGACAUGUGACACAGAUACAGGCUCAGGAGAGGUCCACUGCUGCCCUGCAAACAACAUCCUUGAACAGCAGCAUUAGACUCUUCAGGUCAACUGUGGAUCUAUUCAAAACCUGCAUCCAGUAAAUUUACAGGAUUUAUUUUGCAAUAUUAUUUCCACUGUGCUUUCGCUGCAUAAAUCUUUUGCAAGGGCAUUUAUUUCACCAUGACUGUAAAGCAUCUUUUGCUGGAGUACAACAAGCUGAAUGAACGAGGGACCUUCUCGCCAGGGGACGUCCUCUCUGGAAAGGUGACCGUGGUGACCAACAAGGAAACCAAAGUGCAGCGUUUCCUGGUCCGAGCAAAAGGAAAAGCUGAGGUGACGUGGUGCGAACAAGAAGGACAAACCACAGCGGUUCAAAGCGACAAGAGGAAAUACUUUUAUUUCGAACACAUUAUUCUCCAGGAUAAAAACAAGGGAGAUGGUUCAGAAGUCAUCAGCCCUGGGAGAAACGUGUAUCCUUUCACCUUUGUGAUUCCCAACAGGGACAUGCCCUCGUCUUAUGAGGGGAAAUGGGGCAAGAUCACUUAUAGUCUACGAGCGCAGCUGACUCAGUCGAUCUGGCUCGUCCACAAAACCAAGAUGGAGUUUCCUUUCCUCACCAAGUCUGAGUUCCCCUUUGCCUCCAGAUCAGAGACGAUGAUCAUCGGACUCAAGGAGCAGCAAAGUGCGACCACGAUUUCAUUUUACGGCCUUGGAAAGGUGACCAUGAAUGUUAUCUCUGAGAAAAUGGGAGUGAAGCAAGGAGAAGCGAUGGGAGUUUCUGUAGAAGUGCUCAAUGACUCAGCGCGCACAGUCACACCCAAAUUCUACCUCUGUGAGAAGCAGACCUUUGUCGCCCAGUCGAAAAGGACCGUGCACACACACGACGUGCUCUUUGGGACAGGAGACUCUGUCCCGGCCCAGACGAGUCGCGUCGUAACCAAAGUUCUGAGUAUCCCUCCACAGACGCACCCCACAUUCCUCAACUGCUGUCUGAUGAAACUCGAGUACAGAAUCAAGGUCACUCUCGAUGUACCGCUGGCAAGAGACCCGGAGAUCAAACUUCCUCUGGUCGUCCUGCAGGGUUCACUAAAGCCACAUCAACAAAAACCAAAGAGAUCCAUCUGGUUCAGGAAACUUCCUGGUUGAAAAGAAAUUGCGUUGGAUCAGGAGAGGCUGGCACACAUGCUGUAUGACAUGGAGAGGCAGGACUUAGAAUAACAACCCACUAACUCUGCCUGUUCGGUGUAGAUGUCUUUGAGAGAUGUUAAACUACAUCAAACUCCUGAGAAUCUGCUCCAUUUUCUCUUGACCACUAGAUGGAGAUGUGCCUCUUAGUUAUGUGCCAGUAACAGCUGAUUCAUUGAUAUGAGAGGAUUUGAGCACUUUCAUCCAAGUACUGUCACCAAAAUAUACAAAUAUACAAAAAGUAACCUGAGGUAAAAGUCUUGCUUUUUAAACUAUGGUUAGAUAAAAGUAUAGAAGUACUAUCAUCUCAAUAAUAUGUCAUGUCUAAGCACUUAUUCUUAUUUAUUAUUACUAUUAUUAUAUAUUAGAUCAUUAAUAUGAUGCCUUAAUGCAUUUUAAGUCUGUUCAAACAACUUUAUUUAGGUAGUUUGCUUCAAAAGUUCCAGGGUCAGAGAUCUCCAACGACUCAUGAGAUGAUUAAUGAGGUGGGGAAGCAGAAAAAACAAAUCUCUGCUUUUCUGGGGUUUUCUCUAUUCUUUGCUUUUAGUACAACAUUGGAAAAUGUUGAGCCUCAAGCCGUUUGUUAAAUGAAACCAUAUGAGAAGUUUAGAUGGGAAAUAUCUCAGCCAACAA